Molecule: messenger RNA, 809 nt
Organism: Alexandromys fortis (reed vole)
Lineage: Eukaryota; Metazoa; Chordata; Mammalia; Rodentia; Cricetidae
Product: telomere length regulation protein TEL2 homolog
Exons: 7
Biological process (GO): telomere maintenance via telomerase; protein stabilization
Cellular component (GO): cytosol
Molecular function (GO): telomeric repeat DNA binding; Hsp90 protein binding
Source: RefSeq, a predicted model, not a curated record
AGGCCCUUGUAGGGGAGGCAGGGAGCAGUCCCUGCCUGGUAGACAGGACCCAUUUUUGUUGUAGACACCCAUGCUGCAGAGCCUGCUGGGGUACCUGGCUUUAGACAGUCAGCGGCGGCCACUCCUCAUACAGGUGCUUCAGGAGCUGCUAGAGACAUGGGGCAACAGCAGUGCUGUCCGUCACGCCCCCCUGGAGCAGCAGCACUACAUCAGUAAGGCCAUCCUGGUCUGCCUGGCGCACCUCGGGGCGUUGGAGCUGCAGGACAUCCGGGAUGAGUUGCUGGCCAGCAUGAUGGCAGGUGUGAAGUGCCGUCUCGACAGCAGCCUGCCCCCUGUGCGUCGCUUGGGCAUGAUUGUGGCCGAGGUCAUCAGCUCCAGGAUCCAUCCUGAGGGGCCUCAGCUGAAAUUCCAAUAUGAAGAUGACGAGAUGAGCCGCGAGAUGCUGGCCUUGGCCACGCCCCGGCCUGUGGGCGCCUGCUCCUCGGAGACAGGAGGUUCAUCCCUGCCAGUUGCCAUGGAGACCCCUGUAACGACACCUGAAAAGACAGUGGCCAGUGAUGUGCCUCCAGCUCAGCCGCAGGGCUCUGACUCAGAGCUCGACAGCGAUGAUGAGUUCAUUCCCUAUGAUAUGUCAGGGGACAAAGAGCUGAAGAGCAGCAAGGAACCCCUGUAUAUCCGAGACUGUGUGGAAGCCUUGACCACAUCUGAGGACGUGGAGCGCUGGGAGGGAGCCCUAAUGGUGCUUGAGGGCCUGGUUUAUAGGAGCCCUGAGGCCACUCGGGAGGUGAGCAAUAAGAGGAUGUGGCUGG